Anopheles coluzzii is the source of this 1837-nucleotide messenger RNA. RefSeq lists its product as uncharacterized. The transcript has 3 exons. The record is from RefSeq and is a predicted model, not a curated record. NCBI's taxonomy places the organism in Eukaryota, Metazoa, Arthropoda, Insecta, Diptera, Culicidae. The coding region runs from base 183 to 1730 and encodes 515 amino acids.
GAAAAGAUGGUGCUUUGGCCAGAUUCGGUAAACAUGCUGCCGUCCAAAAAACUAGAACAGAUCCACCCUGCCAGACACGGCCGGAGUACGCGAGAAGUGGUCGAACCGAACGCACGCUGUUCGUAAACUUCGUCUUUGAUAUACUAAUAAGUUUACCGUAUCGUAGUUAGCCUUGCAUCACCAUGGGAGUGUGGAGCGCUUGUACUGUGCUGCUGAUACCGCUGCUCUGUGGCUUGAGCCAUGGUUCGCCGGAUCUGGGACUGGACAUUUCGAUCGACUUUGUUACGAGCAAUAACCCCAACAUCCAAUCGGCCGCCGGUAUGGUAUCGUUCACUACGUCCGAUUUGCAGGGCGCGAUCGGUGGCUACCAGCUUGCCAAGCUGAACGGCGCCACCAACCUGAUCGUGUCGGGCGAAGCGCUGAUUUCCCUCGUCGGUAACAUCACCGUCAACGUGAACGAUGUGCUGCGCAAUAUCUCGUUCGUGUCGAGCAACAAGCAGACGGCCCCGUCCUGUAUGUUUGGCAGCAUGAACGCCACCAUGGAUCGGGCAUUCGCUUCGCUCGAUCAGGCGAGCACGCUGAUCAAGAGCAUCCAGACGUCUACGUCUUCCCAGAACACUGGCGCUCUCACGUCCUGGGUGAUGAUGAUCCAGACGGCGAUGACGGACAUCUCCACCUAUCUGGACCAGCUGUACAAGGGUGUGGCGGCGGUGCUUGCCUCUGGCCAGCCGCUAACGCAGUCCACCAUUCAGGCAAACAUCAACCAGGCCGUGCUGUUCAAUCUGGCCGGUGCCAUUUCGGUAGUGACGACCGCGGAGAAGGGUCUUACCACGACCGUGCGCGCGAUUCGCUCCUCGUUCGAACAGUCGGGCAACAUUCUGAACUCUUACAGCAACGAUCUGAACAAUGCGUUGAACUCGGUCAACAAUACGCAGAGGGAUUACUACAACCAGGUGGUGGGCCGCAUUUCCUCCUACCAGGGCAAGAUCUCGUGGGAGUUCGGCUGGGGUGUGACCGAUAUCAAGAACACACUGUCGCGCGUGAACAGCUUCGUCUUCGAUCAGGAUACGAGCAAAGCGGCCCAGCAGCUGAACAUCUCGAUCGGUGUCACCAAUACCGCGAUCCAGUCCAACUCAGUCAUCAUCCAGAGCAGCAUGCAGAGCCAGAUGACGCAGAUCUUUACCGGCGCGGAAUCGUUCAUUCAGACCAACGUAAAGGCGCUGGUGCCGGUGUUUGAUAAGUCCCUGUUCGGUCUGGCCGCCACCAUGUCCGGGGGUGGCGCGUUCGCUAGCAACUGCAACUUCAAGUACGGUGGCGCCAUCACGAACCUCGAGAACAACAUGCGGGACGGACUGCAGAAGUGCUUCAAUGACUAUGCCAACACGGGCUACACGGACUCGUUCGUCAGCGAGUACAACAUGGUGAUCCGCGAGCAGACGCGUACCAUCGCAAACCGCAUCAACUUCUGCCUUAAUCUGGGCUCCAACACCUCGCCCAAGGUGAUCAAGCUUGGCAUUGCGGCGUGUCUUUCUGAGACGGUCGCGCUGAGCGAUGCCCUGAUGAAGGAUGUAAGCAUCCAGUCGAAGCUGGUCGUGGCAAUGAUCAAUCUCGAGAGCUUGGCAACGGUGCAGCGUGUGGAGAGCUGUGCGGCCAUCCUGAACCACGGACUGGUGGCCAAGGCGGCCAAGCUGGAUCAGCUGUUGGCUACCUGCCAAACGACCAACCAGUAGUGUAGUAGUAGAGGAAUAAAAGAAUGAGGCGUAAUAGCUGUAUGUGUGCGAGUAUACUCGACGAACUAAUAAAUAAUACCAAACCGAUGGGUUGAUGGAUAUUAGUA